Polypterus senegalus (gray bichir) is the source of this 1957-nucleotide messenger RNA. It is a transcript of the gene cnot11, whose product is annotated as CCR4-NOT transcription complex, subunit 11. Lineage: Eukaryota; Metazoa; Chordata; Cladistia; Polypteriformes; Polypteridae. Gene Ontology annotation, biological process: mRNA catabolic process; negative regulation of translation. The transcript has 8 exons. Gene Ontology annotation, cellular component: CCR4-NOT complex. The coding region runs from base 269 to 1696 and encodes 475 amino acids. The record is from RefSeq and is a predicted model, not a curated record.
CACCAUUUACUUCCUGUCGUAAAGUGCAACAGUGUAGAAAUUGCGUUUUAAGCGUCUGGCGUCGCUACAUCUGGCGGUUUUUUAAAUUUUCAAACAUUGUCUUUUGAUUUGAUCGAAGGAAAACUAUAAAGACUCUGUAUGACGGAGCGGAACAUUUACAGGAUAGGACAAUGUUGUCUUAGCGAGACGGAGUGACUCCGUGGAUUCCGUGAAAGAUCCCAGCUCUUGUCUGUUUCGGAGGAUACCCGAGCAAGGGAACUGGAGUAUCAUGUCGCUCGCCCCGAAGGAGCUUUCCAACCUGCUGGGGAUUAUUUCCGAGGAUGCUUGUACCAACACAUUUGAGAACUUAUCUACAGCUUUCCACCACUGCUUCGGCAAGGCCGAACACUUUCGAGUGGGUUCGGUGUUAGUGAUGUUACUUCAGCAGCCCGACCUUCUCCCGACGUCUCCACAGCGGCUCACAGCCCUUUACCUUCUCUGGGAGAUGUAUCGGACCGAACCGCUGGCUGCUAACCCAUUCGCUGCCGUUUUUGCCCACCUGCUUAACCCAGCACCGGUUGGCGAGGAGCAGGAAAAGCCGUUAUCAGGAUUUCUUCCACCUAUAACUUUGCCAGAAAAAUUCUUUCUGUCUCAACUGAUGUUGGCUCCACCUCGGGAACUUUUCAAGAAGACUCCACGGCAAAUCUCAUGCAUGGAUGUUGGAAAUAUGCCUCAGUCAGUUGAUAUAAGUGGACUCCAACUUGCAUUAGCAGAACGACAGUCGGAACUGCCAACUCAGAGUAAAGCCAGCUUUCCCAGCAUCCUCAAUGAUCCAGAUCCAGAUUCAUCUAACUCGGGAUUUGACAGCUCUGUGGCCAAUCAGAUUACAGAAGCCUUAGUCAGUGGGCCUCGACCCCCAAUUGAAAUUUUUACAGCCUUCAAAUACAUUAAUUGGCAUUCACAAGCAAGUCCAGUUUCCUUGAGUUACACUUUUUCCAGUUUUUCCAACUUGGCAGGUCAUUUUCGGCCAGAAUUCAUUCGUCCACCUCCACCUCUUCAUGUGUGUGAUGAUGAACUGGUAUGGCUUAACCCUUCUGAGCCUGACCAUGCUAUACAAUGGGACCGUUCUAUGUGUGUGAAAAACAGUACAGGUGUGGAGAUUAAGAGGAUUAUGUCCAAGGCUUUUAAAAGCCCUCUUUCUGCACAACAACAGACUCAGCUUCUCGGAGAACUUGAAAAAGAUCCUAAACUGGUAUAUCACAUUGGUCUCUCACCCUCCAAACUUCCUGACCUAGUAGAAAACAAUCCUUUGGUUGCAAUUGAGAUGUUGCUGAAACUGAUGCAAUCAAGUCAGAUCACAGAGUAUUUUUCUGUCCUUGUAAAUAUGGAUAUGUCUCUUCAUUCUAUGGAGGUUGUAAAUAGGCUCACAACAGCAGUUGAUCUCCCUCCUGAAUUCAUCCAUUUAUAUAUUUCAAACUGCAUUUCCACCUGUGAACAAAUCAAAGACAAGUAUAUGCAGAAUCGACUGGUACGCCUUGUCUGUGUCUUCCUUCAGUCUUUGAUUCGAAACAAAAUCAUAAAUGUUCAGGACCUGUUUAUAGAAGUUCAGGCAUUUUGUAUUGAAUUCAGCCGUAUCAGAGAAGCAGCUGGACUGUUCCGCCUUCUGAAAACACUGGACACCGGGGAGAGUCCUUCUGAAGCCAAACCCAGCAAAUAGGGGGUUGCUGUUCGAUUUGAAAGGCACUUGGGCGGAAUCAAUACAGUCUCAGAUUUCUUUGUACAGAUUUUACUAUGUGGCUUGCAUAUCCUCCUCCAUGGAAUUUGACAUCAACAGUGUUGCGAGAGAAAUCAUUUUUACACUUUCAUGAGAACUGUUUUCGGUUACUCAACAGACUUUAUUUCUUUUAUUUUUGUUUGUUAAUUUUAAUGUAUCUUUAAUCAACACCAACACUGUCAUGUAAUAAAUAAGUUGAACAGA